This is a messenger RNA of Cladophialophora psammophila CBS 110553, 2133 nucleotides long. RefSeq lists its product as uncharacterized. The transcript has 2 exons. The coding region runs from base 1 to 2133 and encodes 710 amino acids. The record is from RefSeq and is a predicted model, not a curated record. Lineage: Eukaryota; Fungi; Ascomycota; Eurotiomycetes; Chaetothyriales; Herpotrichiellaceae.
AUGGAGGAAAAUUCAAAGGUCAAAUCUCGUGUUACUGCUCUCACAAGGCCCGACCGCUGGCUGGGCAGCAACCGAUCCCCGGAUGAAAAUGCGCCAACAGGGGAGAGCAAAACAAUGUGGAAUGACUGGAAGUCGUGGAAGAUUAAGCAAACGACAUUGCUGCUUUUCUUGGCCCUUACUGUCUUGCUCAUCGGCGGCAUCAUCGCUUUGAUUGUGGUAUCUAGCGUUAACCAUGGCCUUGCACCCGUCGAGAAUGCCUCCAGAACAGUUGCUGGGGUCGACUGGAGACUCAGCCUGACAUGGACAACCUUACCAUCUCUUCUCUUACAGAUAUAUGGGCUGUGCGUUGCGGCCGUAGUUGAUGCAUUCGGAUUCAGACAGCCAUUUAUUGAGCUUGCUCGGGAUGGAGGAGCCAUCGCCAGAAAGAGUAUUGCAUUGGAUUACCAGUCCUUCUUUCCCGGCCAACGAGACUCUCAGUCCUCUGGCGGCGCACAUGCUGGUCGAGCAAACUCACAGAAAUCAUCAAAGCCCGUCAUUGCUGCAGACUCUACGUUUUACUCAACGACCAGCCUCAAUGAAUCGAUUGACUGGGAUCUUUCGCCUGUAAUAGGAGCUGCAUCAUCAACGCUAGUAUAUGGUGGCAGCUAUCCAAGGUGGUCCAACGGGCAACACGUUUUCCUCAACUUCUCUUCGCCCAAUUUACCUGGCGGCAAUAUCUCGCUACCAAAAAUCGUGGCCACGACACAAGCCUAUUUUGCGAAGCUUGAGUGCCAAACGGUGUCGGGUGUUGGCGAUCGCAUAAUUCGCAUCACAGAUCCUAGCAGUCCUGAUGGGAAUGGUGGCACAUGGUGGCUGAAUGGCACCGACCGCGGUUGCUACUGGAGCACGAACCUUCAAAUCUCCAAUGGCUUCACAACAUACUUGCAAACCUCUUCAAAGGUUACUUGCGGGGCAUACCGCGACUCAAUUUUCAGUGGCCGUAUGAUCAUUGUCGGUGCUACCAAUGUAAACUUCAACAAGACUGUGCCAACCGUUAUCACCUGUAUACCAACGUACUGGAACUCGCAGGCACGCAUCAGCAUGAAUCUCGACCAAGACUCCCGAAGCCCGAUUCUCGGCUUUGAGCUGAAUGAGACAAAAGAGCUCCGGCCUCAAUGGUGGGAUUCUUUUGAGUAUGAACUGAACCAAGUCAAGUCAAUCGACACAACCCUCACAGGGGGCACAAGCGCAGACUCGGCCGCUGGCUUCGGGAGGGUAGUCCUGGACAAUGCUCGCCUCAUCAACAAUGCGAAUGCGAUAUUGGAGGAGACCCUCACGAGCUCUUCGCAGCAGGUCUUUGCAACGGUGUACUCGCUUCUGGUCAACGACUUCAUGAUAAGGCCGAACGAGAGAUCCGUCAACAUUAUUGGCAAUUUAACCUUCACCACGAAUCGAUUGUUUGUCUAUAACAUUUCCGCUUCCAUCAUUCUUGGAUUAUUGGUCUGUGUUGCCAUAUUGCUAAUCAUGAUCCGCAGGUAUACAGAGGGGCACGAUGCAAUGCUGCUCGAGGAGCCCAUUGGGAUCAUCGGUUAUGCAGGAAUAUUGGUGGACAGUGUGGUAAACAAGAUCGCGGCAGCCAUCCGUGGUGGAGCAAAUUACCAAGGAAAGACCACAGAGGAUGCCAUGAAAGUCCUCAAUGCUCGUGAUGGGACAGCUCCGUCUUUUUUCGCGACGUACGAGGAGGACCAGGCGGCGACUCGCAUCGCCCUGCAAUCGAGGGUUUCCGAGAUUGGAUUCAUCGAAAAGUAUUUCCCCUCAAAUGUGGGUGGUCCGGUUCAGCGACCACAGGAUACCAGUCAACCACAACCACGAAAUGUCGAACAAGUGCCGCAGCGAGAACAACAUAUCGAUCGACCACCCCCACAGGAUGGCAACGAGCCAGAACCCCAAAACAUCCAUCAUCCUGAGCCUCGGCCUCUCAAUCAAAGGCAACUGGAUGAUACCAACCAAACAGAAGCGCAGCAUAACAAUCAAACACAGGCGCAAUCUGCUCAUGAGCGACAGUCACGAGGUCCUGAUGAAGCACAGCACCAAAAUCUCCAGUCAGAACUACAAGGCGCUGAUCCAUCCUCGCCAUCGGCUACGGCUAAAUGA